AUGGCUACGAGCCAUUCAGCCAGUCACUCAGUCAGCACUACCUAUCCGCCAGCUCACCACUCCACUCGCCAGCCAGCCAGCCAGCCCCCACUACUCAGCCACCAGUCUGAUAUUCUACAAGAUAUAGAAGGAGCAAUGCAGUACGGAGAACAUUGCGGAGACAAGGAGGAACCACUGCAGCAGGCAAAUGCGGAGAAUAUUGCGGAGACAGUCAGCAGCAGCAGUGACACAACAGGCCUGCUCUCCACGAUCUCACACCAAUCCACUCAGUCAGCUACUCAGCCAGUCACUCAGCCAAUCACUCAACAAGAGAAGGAGCAAUGCACUACGGAGAGAAUUGCGGAGACAGUCAGCAACAGCAGUAACACAACAGGCCUGCUCUCCACGGUCUUACAACAAUCCAUUCAGUCAGCUACUCAGCCAGUCACUCAGUCAGCCACUCAGCCAGAGCACUCAGUUAAGCAAGAGGAGAAAACAUUGCAGCAGGCAAAUAAGGAGAACACUGCGGAGAAACCAAGCGGCAAUAAGGCCACCAUCGUCAAGAACACCGCUCAGCUCUCCAAGAUCCCACAUCAUAUGCUCUCUACAAUCCCACGUCAAAUUGCCACACAGCAAGCGGAGAACGACACUACAAUUUGGCCUGCUAUCUCCGCGUGCCUAGGCAAUAUCACAUUGUGGUACAUCACUGCAAUGAGCACACAAGAGAAGGAUCUACUGCGUCGAUCACAGCCAAUUGGACCUCUGCAGACAAGGGUCACCUAUCGAACGAUGCAUAUUUGA
Molecule: messenger RNA, 780 nt
Organism: Letharia columbiana
Lineage: Eukaryota; Fungi; Ascomycota; Lecanoromycetes; Lecanorales; Parmeliaceae
Exons: 2
Coding region: 1-780 (259 amino acids)
Source: RefSeq, a predicted model, not a curated record